AUGGAGAAAGAAGCAGGUAUAGUUUCAGACAGCAACAGACAAACAGUAUACACAACGGGAUUAUAUUGGUUAAGACAUCAAAGAUCAGAGACAAAAGAUAUGAAGAGAGGGUCUUGUAAGAGUCUUAGGCUCACCGAUUUGAUGGAGAAGUGGAGGAACUGGAAGAAAGGCCACUUCGCUGUGUACACCAGAGAAGGCAGGAGGUGUUGUUGGAGAUGGCAGAGGAAGAGUUUGGUUCCACUAUUUGUGGCCCUUUACAGGUUCCUUGCGAUGGUGGUUUGA
Messenger RNA from Arabis nemorensis, 282 nucleotides. NCBI's taxonomy places the organism in Eukaryota, Viridiplantae, Streptophyta, Magnoliopsida, Brassicales, Brassicaceae. The record is from the annotation of a GenBank genome assembly.